GCAAUUAAAUGUGGAUGGUAGAUAAUGAUGACGGCGAAAGGACAGAACCCAAAUCGAAAUCUAAAAUCUAAAGUCAGUGUGAUUUCAACUUACGAACUUGACACAAUUAAUUCAUAUCAGAUCCUCCACUCUGUAUGUCUGUCUCGUAAGUUUCGUUUCUCAGAUCCAUUUUAUCAAUUUUGCAGAUAGGAAAGUUUCUUUCUUUCUUUCUUCUUUUCUCACUGCAUAACAUAAUUAAUGAAACUGUGAUUCAUAAUUGGACAAUGCGGUGGUUUCAAUUGAGUACAAGCUCCGAAAGGGACCACCGGAACACUCAGAAUACUUCUCGUGCUAUGGUGUAUCUCAAUGUAUAUGAUCUUACUCCAAUCAAUAAUUAUCUUUAUCUCUUUGGCUUUGGAAUCUUUCAUUCCGGUAUUGAAGUACAUGGUAUGGAAUAUGGCUUUGGAGCACAUGAAUACCCAACUAGUGGUGUGUUUGAGGUGGAACCUAAAAAUUGCCCUGGCUUUGUCUUCAGACGAUCGGUAUUGUUAGGCAGCACUGAUAUGUCUCUCACAGAAUUUCGUUCUUUUAUGGAGCGUAUCUCUGCAAAAUAUCAUGGAGACACUUACCAUCUAAUUGCCAAAAAUUGCAACCAUUUUACCAAUGAAGUUUGCCAACAACUAACAGGAAAUCCUAUUCCUGGAUGGGUAAACCGACUUGCUCGUGUAGGUUCUUUUUGCAAUUGUCUACUGCCAGAAAGCAUCCAGGUUGCUGCAGUUAGACAUGUUCCCGAACGUCUUUCCUUUGCGGAUGAUGAUGAUGGAUCAGAUUCUGAUGGCCUUUCUCUGUCUAUUGAGAGCGAAGAAGAGGAGCCCAAUCACCGUCUGCUAAAUACAUCAAAUGGUGAUGUUGCCUUUUUAAAGGAAAAACCAGUUCGGCUGGCGCGAGAGCACCUAUAAUUUUACCGGUGUAUCUUUUGUUUCUCGUUCUUUCAUUGUUCUCUUUGCUUCUACCAUAUUUAUAAUCUUAGAUUGGAGUGUAACAAGUUUCUCAGAUAGCUUAUUUAAGACUCAAAAUGUAUGCUUUGUAGUUCGUAGAACAAAGAGGACAAUCUGCUGUAUAAUAUGUAUAUGCCCUGUACAUGUAAAAGUACAAAUUAAAAUGUUCAGGUAUAAUGUUAUAUAAUAAAUCUUAUUAACUAUUGCUCCCAA
Molecule: messenger RNA, 1190 nt
Organism: Medicago truncatula (barrel medic)
Lineage: Eukaryota; Viridiplantae; Streptophyta; Magnoliopsida; Fabales; Fabaceae
Product: deSI-like protein At4g17486
Exons: 4
Coding region: 264-938 (224 amino acids)
Biological process (GO): protein deubiquitination
Molecular function (GO): deubiquitinase activity
Source: RefSeq, a predicted model, not a curated record